AUGUUCCAACAUUGUUACGUUGCUGUAUCUCUGCCUGUAACAUCUACUGUAGACAACCCAAUGAUUGAUCGCAUAUUUUCAAGAGUAGAAAAAGCUGAAAAAUACAACCUAUUGAAUAAUGUUAAAAAAAGUGAACCUAAAACACUAGUAAUAACACCUGUACGAUAUGGCGGUCAUCGUCGUCGUCAUGAACGAGCUAUGAGACGUAUGCUUCGUGAACAAAGACGUCUGAUGCGAAAACAAAAGAAAAUGUAUCGUCGAGGCUACGGUAGUAUUUACAGAUACCACUUGUUCCAAUGA
Molecule: messenger RNA, 300 nt
Organism: Heterobilharzia americana
Lineage: Eukaryota; Metazoa; Platyhelminthes; Trematoda; Strigeidida; Schistosomatidae
Source: the annotation of a GenBank genome assembly